Aethina tumida (small hive beetle) is the source of this 2753-nucleotide messenger RNA. RefSeq names its product CUGBP Elav-like family member 2. Lineage: Eukaryota; Metazoa; Arthropoda; Insecta; Coleoptera; Nitidulidae. Gene Ontology annotation, biological process: regulation of alternative mRNA splicing, via spliceosome; mRNA splice site recognition. The transcript has 7 exons. The coding region runs from base 84 to 1574 and encodes 496 amino acids. Gene Ontology annotation, molecular function: mRNA 3'-UTR binding. The record is from RefSeq and is a predicted model, not a curated record. Gene Ontology annotation, cellular component: nucleus; ribonucleoprotein complex; cytoplasm.
UAUGUCAAAAUUUUCGUAAGCUUAACUUUAUCCAAAAUUCGUUGUGUUAUUGUCUCAAAAAAGAUCCUGAAAAUCUAACAAAAAUGUGGGAAGAAAUGUGCCAGACCUGUGAAGAUUACACCUACGGAUGCGUCUAUGCGCAGUACACCGAGACCAGUUGCGUCUAUCCUGAGUCCACGCAAAUGAUAAGCUGUGACGUCAACGAAAAUUUCAGCGUCGACCCCAACUACUACUGCUCGUUGACGAUGAACAACAACAACGCGAGUACAAACAACAACAACAGCACAAGCAACAACAACAAUUUAGUGAACUCCGGUCAGAACAAGCUCGACCAGCAAGAGCAACCGGACAGUGACACGAUAAAAAUGUUCGUCGGACAAGUUCCACGAUCGAUGGACGAGAACGAACUCAGAAGGAUGUUCGAGGAAUACGGACGGGUGCAUUCGAUCAACGUGCUCAGAGACAAGGCCACGGGCGCCAGCAAAGGCUGUUGCUUCGUGACGUUUUUCACCAGGAAGGCCGCCCUCAUGGCGCAAGACGCCCUUCACAACGUCAAGACACUCAACGGGAUGCACCACCCCAUCCAAAUGAAACCGGCCGACAGUGAAAACAGAAACGAAAGGAAACUGUUCGUGGGCAUGCUGGGCAAGAAACUGUGCGAGAACGACGUCCGGAACAUGUUCAACGGGCACGGUGUGAUCGAGGAGUGCACGGUGCUACGGGACCCGUCCGGUAACUCCCGCGGUUGUGCGUUCGUCACGUUCGCCAGUAAACAGUCAGCCCUCAGUGCCAUCAAAGCUUUACACCAGUCCCAAACCAUGGAGGGAUGUUCGGCUCCACUGGUAGUCAAGUUUGCCGACACGCAAAAGGAGAAGGAGCAGAAGCGCCAGCAGCAGAUGCAGGCGAGCGUGUGGAACGUACUGGCGACGGCUCCACAGCUCCAGUCUCCGCCGCAACAGUACUCACCGGUGCUGCCCAACGACCAGCUGCAGUUCCUGCAGGCGAUAGGUGGCCAAGGGCUGCUUCAACAGCAGCAACUGUUGCCGGACAAUCUGCUCGCGCCCAUCGGGGUGCAGAACCUGAUGACGUUGGCGACAAUGGCUCAACCGACGGCGGCGGCGGCCGCUGCCGCGCCUCUCUGUAUGGCCAAUUUGCUGGGCAAAAGUUCCAAUGUGGAAAGGUCGCUGACGGCAGGACUGCAGUCCGGUAUGUCCACGCCUGACCUGUCGUCGUAUGGGUCGCUCAUCACGAAUGCGACGAUUAAUGCGGCGGCUAUGGCGGCAGCUGGAAAGCAGAUUGAAGGUCCGGAAGGCUGCAACCUUUUCAUCUACCACCUGCCCCAGGAAUUCACGGACACGGACCUAGCGUCCACGUUCCUCCCUUUCGGACCAGUGAUAUCAGCCAAGGUGUUCAUAGAUAAGCAAACGAACUUGUCAAAGUGUUUCGGUUUCGUGUCGUUCGACAACGCGUCGUCGGCACAGCAGGCCAUCCAGGCGAUGAACGGUUUCCAAAUCGGCACGAAAAGGCUGAAGGUGCAACUGAAAAGGGCCAAGGACGCGUCCAAACCCUACUAGUUAGCCAAAGAGACGUUUUUUGUAAUAAAAAACAAAAGCCAGUCAACCCCCCCGUAAUAAAAUCGUACACACACACAGUGCACCCUGCCAGUGCAAGUUCCCUUCUCAGGAUCUAGCAGCUAUUUUUAAGAACUGUGAGAUAUUUUUACUAGUUAACUGCGGUCUUUGAUCGUUGUAAAUUUAUUAAAAAAAUGCAAAAAUUAUGUAUUUAAUAAAAAAUAAUGCAGAACCGACUAGAUUUCACAGGCCGUAUCGUUGUUCGAAAACGAAGCCAGAUUGAUCCUUCCACCACCUGACAAUCCAGCAACACCAGCACAAUGAAACUACUAUGUAAUUUGUAUCUAUGUACAUAAUAUACACGAUGAUUUUUACGACAAUCUUGUAUGUUUUAUCCACGUUGUUGUUUCCUUCGCUCAUUUGGUGUUGUUGUUGUGGUUGCGUUGGAGUUGACGAUUGGCCGUGGUGGAACGGUCCGUCAUAGCAAGAAAACAUAUCUUAGUUUUAUUGAAAAAGGAACACGGUAGUUUCUUUAGUCCAAAGAUAUUUUUAAUACAAGCCAAAAUCUAUUUGUUAAAGAUAUAUAAUAUAUUUUUAAUAUAAGCUUUGAAAUUAGUACUAGACAUUAAUUUAAGGGCAGCAAAGGCAGUACUUAACGAUUCACAUUUAGUUAGCAUUUUAUACGUUUUGGAUCCAUUUAUAUUUCUAACAGCGGUCCAAGAUCGAAAAAAAACGUAAUAUACGUUUUGGUCUUUUUAUACCAAAAAUUAAUGGUAGAUGAAAUAUAUAGUUUGUAAGUAAAUGGCCUGGCUUCAUUUGUGAUGUAGCGGAGUUUUAAGUUCGGUUCGUUGGAUGUAGUCGGUUCUGGCAGACGAAUGACGAGGAUGUUUCGGUAACGACUGUUAUGUUAUUUGGAUAAAAAAAAAAUUUUGUACUGUUUGGUUCGAUAGGUUUUUUUUUCUUUCUUGUAAUACUGUGUCUCGUGGCGUAAGCGCGUAAGGCAUCCUCUGUUGUUUAGUUUAUACCUAGGCCAUUUCAUGUUGAGUGAUUAUUAUGUUUUUUUUCUUUAGUUUUUUUGGAAGUCCAUCUACAUUAUUAUAUAUUACCCUUAAAUUAUGAGCAUGUAUGAUUUGAAAUGUACCUUUUAUUUUCUAUUGUUAUUAAAACCAAAGUUAGACCAAA